This is a messenger RNA of Kluyveromyces lactis, 453 nucleotides long. Its product is annotated as endosulfine family protein. Gene Ontology annotation, cellular component: cytoplasm. Lineage: Eukaryota; Fungi; Ascomycota; Saccharomycetes; Saccharomycetales; Saccharomycetaceae. Bases 1 to 453 code for a protein of 150 amino acids. The record is from RefSeq and is a predicted model, not a curated record. Gene Ontology annotation, molecular function: protein phosphatase inhibitor activity. The transcript has a single exon.
AUGUCUGACAAGCAAGAACACCCAGUCUUUGGGCAUGAACAUAGACACCCACAUAUACAUGAUUCUGAAAGUGUAGAUCCAAAAGCUCCUGUAGCUAAUCCAGAAAAUGUUGAUUUGUCAAAGCUUUCCCCACAAGAGUUAAAAAUAUACAAAAUGUAUGGAAAACUACCCAGUAAGAAAGACUUAUUCCAACACAAAUUGCAAGAACGAAAAUAUUUCGAUAGCGGGGACUACGCUUUACGUAGGGCAGGUGUGAAAUCUGACGAUUUGCAGUCGAGUCCAGUUGCUAAUAACAAUUUACCUUUGACAAAUCCUAGCGGAUUAAGAGAAAGUAUCAUCAAAAGAAGAAUGUCCAGUAGUGCAAACGGUCCCAGCAAUGUCGACGCCCAAAGGCUAAAUAGACAAGGCAGUAUAUCAAGUGGUCCACCACCACCAAGGUCACCCAAUAAAUAG